CUUAAAAUCCAAAAAGAGCUCAGCAGUUCACUGUGCGCAUUACUCUCCCCCCUCCUCUCUCUCUCUCUCUCUCUCACCCUCCAUCCAUUUCUCUCUCCACACGCCAUUGCAGGAUCGGAUUCAAGGGGAAGAAAGCCCUAAUUUAUUCAGUUUGAUUAUCCUCUUGAAUCCUCAUUCAUCAAAAACUAAUAAACACUACUAAAACGUAGACAAAUAUCUACAAUCCCUAAACUCAUCGUUAUAACCUCGUUCCCCAAAUCUCACCAUCCAGACGAUCUGCUGUGUACAUGUAGAGAGAGAAACAUAUACAUACAUAUAUAUAGAGAGAGAGGGAAAUGCCAAGCGUUGCUGUAAAGCUUUACAGCGUAUUCUUCAAAUUCCUCCUCAAACACCGUCUUCAGAACCGCAUCCAAGGCCCCGCCGAUGACAACGCCAACAACAACCACACCGCCAACCCCUUCGGCGUCACCUCGCGGCCCGAAGAAUCGAUCGCCGCCGUCAACCCCUCCUUCACCGACGGCGUCGCCACCAAGGACAUCCACAUCGACCCUCUCACCUCCGUAUCCAUCCGCAUCUUCCUCCCCGACACGUGUCUAGAUUCCAGGCCCCAGUCGACAACCCCGAGAACCCCUAGGGUUAGGUCUUUGGUUAAACAACCCGAUUCGUUAGAAUCCGGGUCGGAUCCGAAUCGAUCUAUCCAUCGUCGAAACAGCUACGGACCGGAGCUUAAUAAUGUUGUUAAUAACUCCUAUGAGAAUCAUAGAAGGAAUAGUUAUGGGUGUAUUGGGAAAGACUUAGAUAACGGCGUGUACAGAGGGUAUUCGCCAUUAUCUAUUGGGAAUAGUAGGAAACUGCCGUUGAUGUUGCAGUUUCACGGGGGAGGGUUUGUGACCGGGAGCAACGAGUCGGUUGCGAAUGACUUUUUCUGUAGGCGGAUCGCGAAGCUGUGCGAUGUGAUGGUGAUUGCGGUGGGGUACAGGCUUGCGCCGGAGAACAGGUACCCGGGUGCGUUUGAGGAUGGGUUGAAGGUGCUGCAUUGGUUGGCGAAGCAGGCGAAUUUGGCAGAGUGCGGUAAAUCGUUGGGGAAUGCGAGGGGAGGCGGAGGCGUGGCGGAUUUGAGGAAGUCCGGGGAGGGGCAGAGGCAUGUUGCGGAUGCAUUCGGGGCGUCCUUGGUGGAGCCAUGGUUGGCAGCUCAUGGAGAUCCAUCAAGAUGUGUUCUUCUUGGAGUUAGCUGUGGUGCAAACAUUGCAGACUAUGUGGCUCGCAAAGCUGUUGAGUCAGGCAGGCUUUUGGACCCAAUCAAGGUGGUAGCACAGGUUUUGAUGUACCCAUUCUUCAUCGGCAACGUUCCAACACAUUCCGAAAUUAAACUGGCAAAUUCCUACUUCUUUGACAAAGCCAUGUGCAUACUCGCAUGGAAACUCUUUUUACCAGAAGAAGAGUUCAGCCUCGACCAUCCGGCAGCCAAUCCCCUCAUACCAAAUAGGGAACCCCCUCUGAAGCUCAUGCCUCCUACUCUAACAGUCGUGGCGGAGCAUGACUGGAUGAGAGACAGGGCGAUUGCUUAUUCCGAGGCGCUCCGGAAGGUAAAUGUCGAUGCACCUGUUCUUGAGUACAAGGAUGCCGUUCAUGAAUUUGCUACCCUUGAUAUGCUUCUUAAGACCCCUCAGGCACAGGCCUGUGCCGAGGACAUUGCCAUCUGGGUUAAGAAGUAUAUCUCGCUUCGAGGUCACGAGUUCUCUUAUUGAGUUGAGGAAAUCUCAUCUAUCACGGGAUUCGUGUGGGGGAACAUCAAGGGUACAUAUGUUCUUACUCGUACUUUUUGGGAUGUGAGGGACUCCCUCACAUCACAAUUUUGGGUGUAACUGUUCGGUGCGUUUUCUUUCAUCCACAAGGUCACUUCACAGAUGGGAAUCUCGAGAUUUUGAUCUUGUUGCUGAAAAAUGCACCGGAACAGAACUACACCAAAAAACGAAUACAAAGGAUCUGGUCCGGGAUGUGAGGCGGUUUGUUGGUUGUAUGUAUCUCUGUCUCCUUUGGCUCUUAUGGGUUUGGUUCACAAGUUUUCCCAUUUACUACUCCCAUUGCUGUUACCUUGUUUUGUAAGAUAGAGAACUUGUCCUGAGAGUAGGAUUUAGCUGAGGUGUAAGAUGAAAUUAUGCAAUCCAUGUGGGGUUGGCAGGCCUUGUUGGACAUUUUUUCAUCCGGGUAUAAAGAUGUAAUGUUGCUUCUUAUCCAAAAAAAGUAAAGAUUGUAAUGUUUCUGGUGAAUAGGGUUGAGUUGGAACUGAAUUGAAUGUUGAAUAAGAAAACUGCAUUCCUUA
This is a messenger RNA of Rhododendron vialii, 2323 nucleotides long. RefSeq names its product probable carboxylesterase 11. Gene Ontology annotation, molecular function: hydrolase activity. Lineage: Eukaryota; Viridiplantae; Streptophyta; Magnoliopsida; Ericales; Ericaceae. The coding region runs from base 336 to 1748 and encodes 470 amino acids. The record is from RefSeq and is a predicted model, not a curated record. The transcript is spliced from 2 exons.